CAGGGGCUCAGGUCUCCAACAACAGAACCAGAGCCACUCAGCAACGCUGGAACCCAUUUGGGAGGGCCUGGGGCCCCUCGUCCCAAGCCAGGAGGGCUUUGGGGAGGGGUGCAGCCCCUGGCAGACUCACAGUGUGGCCAAGGGGGCUGGAGGGUGCCAGGGAGUUGGGGGCCAACCUUGUAGAAGGAGGCACGAGCGCGGUUCUUUUUCCCCCACUGGAGGGGGCGUGGGGCCGGCGGGGCAGGAGGCCUCGUCGGCAGAGCCCGUGGCUUGGGGCUCUCGGCAGGGCAGUGUCGGGUAGUAGGGGCACCAUGGCCACCAUCCAGUCAGAGACUGACUGCUACGACAUCAUUGAGGUGCUGGGCAAGGGCACCUUCGGGGAGGUGGCCAAGGGCUGGCGGCGGAGCACGGGUGAGAUGGUGGCCAUCAAGAUCCUCAAGAAUGAUGCCUACCGUAAUCGCAUCAUCAAGAAUGAGCUGAAGUUGCUGCGCUGUAUGCGGGGCCUGGACCCGGAGGAGGCCCAUGUCAUCCGCUUCCUCGAGUUCUUCCAUGAUGCCCUCAAGUUCUACCUGGUCUUCGAGCUGCUGGAGCAAAACCUUUUUGAGUUCCAGAAGGAGAACAACUUUGCGCCCCUCCCUGCCCGCCACAUCCGGACGGUCACCCUGCAGGUGCUCAGAGCCUUGGCUCGGCUCAAGGAGCUGGCAAUCAUCCACGCCGACCUCAAGCCAGAGAACAUCAUGCUGGUUGACCAGACCCGCUGCCCCUUCAGGGUCAAGGUAAUCGACUUUGGCUCGGCCAGCAUCUUCAGCGAGGUGCGCUACGUAAAGGAGCCAUAUAUCCAGUCUCGCUUCUACCGGGCCCCCGAGAUUCUGCUGGGGCUGCCCUUCUGUGAGAAGGUGGACGUGUGGUCGCUGGGCUGCGUCAUGGCUGAGCUGCACUUGGGCUGGCCCCUCUACCCGGGCAACAAUGAGUAUGACCAGGUGCGCUACAUCUGUGAGACCCAGGGCCUACCCAAGCCACACCUGCUGCAUGCCGCCCGCAAGGCCCACCACUUCUUCAAGCGUAACCCCCACCCUGACUCCGCCAACCCCUGGCAGCUCAAGUCCUCAGCUGACUACCUGGCCGAGACCAAGGUGCGCCCCCUGGAGCGUCGCAAGUACAUGCUCAAGUCAUUGGACCAGAUUGAGACAGUGAAUGGCAUUGGGGCAGCCAGACGGCUGAGCUUCCCGGACUGCGAGGUGCUGGCUGAACUCGCCGACCUCAAGAGCAUGGUGGAGCUGAUCAAGCGCAUGCUGACGUGGGAGUCGCAUGAGCGCAUCAGCCCCAGCGCGGCCCUGCGCCACCCCUUCGUGUCCAUGCAGCAGCUGUGCAGCGCUCAUGAAGCCACCCGCUACUAUCAGCUGUCGCUGCACGCCUGCCGCCUCUCCCUGCAGGGUGAAGGCAAGCCGCCCGCGCCCAUCAUGGCCGUCACAGAAGACGGACCCCCCUACUACCAUCUGGCCGAGGAGGAAGAGGAGGCCGUGAGCAUGGGCAGCGGGCCCUUCUUUCGAGAGGAGAAGGCACCGGGUGUGCAAAGAACCAUCGACCAGCUGGAUGACCUGAGUCUGCAGGAGGCAGGGUAUGGGCUGUGGGGUGAGACCCAUACCAACAUGGUCUCCAACAUGCUGGCCCCGCUCAAGGCAGCCACCGCUGGGGUCCGGGUACCCGACCCGGACCCAGAGCCCAUCCUGGCCUUCUAUGGCAGCCGGCUGGCAGGCCGCCACAAGGCCCGCAAACCACCAGCAGGCUCCAAGUCUGACUCCAACUUCAGCAACCUCAUCCGGCUGAGCCAGGCCUCCCCUGAGGACGACCCACCCUGCCGGGGCAGCGGCUGGGAGGAAGGGGAGUGUCCUGGGGCCUCUGCUGAGCUGCCUGUCAUCAUCCCCCAGCGGGACGGGGAUGGGCCCCAAAUAAAGGACAUGACCAUGGAUACUGAGAGGCCAGGUCCUGAGCUCUUCGACCCUAGCAGCUGUCCUGGAGAAUGGCUGAGUGAGCCAGACUGGACCCUGGAGGGCAUCAGGGGGCCACGGGCUCAGGGGCUCCCACCCCGCCACCCGCACUGUCCGCCCCGGACCACCAGCUUCCUGCAGCACGUUGGCGGGCACCACUGAUGGCGAUCCCAACCCUGCUCAUCACUGGGGGCUGCGCGAGUUGGGCUGGUAUCCCCUCCCAACCUGAACUGUUCUUCGGAGUCAUCCCUUGAACCUACAAAUUAUUCUUACAGAAGGAGAGUUAUCUAGAAAUUCCCAUUCCCCCUGCCAUGGCGUAUGCCUGCACACACACCCCCGAGCAUAGGAGGGCCUUGGGGUCUGGCCCAUGACCCCUCGGCCAGAAGGGCAGCAGGAAGGGAGCUGUACCAGCUGGCCCUGAGCCUGCCCUUGGCCUUGCUGCCUAUUUCAAUAAAGAACUGUUCAG
Molecule: messenger RNA, 2454 nt
Organism: Carlito syrichta (Philippine tarsier)
Lineage: Eukaryota; Metazoa; Chordata; Mammalia; Primates; Tarsiidae
Gene: HIPK4
Product: homeodomain interacting protein kinase 4
Exons: 4
Coding region: 312-2150 (612 amino acids)
Biological process (GO): peptidyl-serine phosphorylation; peptidyl-threonine phosphorylation
Cellular component (GO): cytoplasm; nucleus
Molecular function (GO): protein serine/threonine kinase activity; protein tyrosine kinase activity; ATP binding
Source: RefSeq, a predicted model, not a curated record